AUGAUUAUAGACUACCUGAAAACAUUAAAAAUCAAAUUAAUUAAAUUGUAUAUAUAAGAAAUAAUAUAUUUACAUAUUAAGAGUUGUUUAUUGUCAACUAGAAAGUUAAAGAACAAAAGAUUUUUUAAUGAAAAUAGAAUAAUUUUCCAAAAAAUAAUCUUUAUAAAGCUUACUCUUUAAUUGUUAGAAAAUUAAUAACUGAUAAUUCUGUUUUUAUUUCAACUACUUACUAAAACUAUGUGA
Paramecium sonneborni is the source of this 243-nucleotide messenger RNA. NCBI's taxonomy places the organism in Eukaryota, Ciliophora, Oligohymenophorea, Peniculida, Parameciidae. The record is from the annotation of a GenBank genome assembly.